AUGUUGGGAACUCAGACCAAAGUCAUUGCCAAAAGACAGUUGACCGAGUCCUGGGUUUUGGGUAGUCAGCGCACCAAGUGGUUUCAGGCUCUGCUUGCUGGCCACGUGGCGGUUGGCUCUGGGGUUUUUAGGAUAUGUAAUUCCUACCUAGGGACACCAAUUGAUAAGGCCAACCCCUGUUUUGCAGUGUGUCAGGAGGCAGUCUGGGAAGCCUACCGGAUCUUUCUGGAUCGCAUCCCCGAUCCAGGGGAAUACCAGAAUUGGGUCGACCUCUGCCAGCAGGAGACCUUCUGCCUCUUUGACAUUGGGAAAAAUUUCAGCAGCUCCCAGGAGCACCUGAAUCUUCUCAAGCAGAGAAUAAAACAUAGAAGCUUCUCAGAGAGAAAAGACGAAAUAUCUACAGAGGAGACAUUGGGAAAGUCUGAUGAAACCCCGUUAUUUUCAACAGAUGUUGCCUCACUUGCACCCCUCCUUCCCUCUCCUGUUGAUACACACCUCAACGAGAUCCUCAACCAUACCCUCAAAGAGACCAAGAAGCCUCCAACUGAAAGAGAAACAUGGAGACAUAAUGUCUCCAAGGACCUACUCGAGAAAGUGGAGUUUAGCAUCUCUCUGGCAAACCAGAAGUUCAAGGCAGAGCUCUCUGACUCCCAGUCCCCAUACUACCAGGAGGUAGCAGUCAAGUCACAACUUCAGAUGCAAAAGGCAUUUAAGAAACUUCCAGGAUUCAAAGAAAUCCAUGUGUUGGGAUUUAGACCAAAGAAAGAAAGAGAUGGUUCAAGCUCCACUCAGAUACAACUCAUGGCCAUCUUUAAGAAAGACAGCACAGAGGCCAAAAGCCCUGCAAGUCAUUUCCAGUCUAUCGAUUCUAACACACUUGAAAGUGGAAUCCAUCAUGGAACCAAAGAAGAGCACAAGCAACCAGAAAUCUCUCUCACAGCUACAAACCUUCAAGUUCUCAUCAGCAGGGUCCUAGAGGAAGACCAGUCCUUGGAUGUGAGGACAAUCCAGUUCACUGAUGAAGCUGUUGAGUCACUACCAAACCUUGAUCCUGACACCGAAUUAGGGCUGCCAACAUCCCUUACUGAUGUCACCACGGAUGCUACCUUGAGCCCAGAACUUUCUCUUGGUGUACCUGUGCUGGAGACAAUGGAUAGAACAGAGCAUGGUCUAUCUGAAGUCUCCAUAGACAGUUCUUGGUCUUCACCUGCUAUGGCAUCUGCCUCCCUGUCAGAAACUCCAUUCUUUACAACCCCGAGUAUCUUCUCUCUGGCUGAUGAAAGCACCACAGAGCUAAUGUCUAUUGACCAGACAUUACUAGUCCCCACCAGUGAAUAUUCUGCCAUUAGUCAAGUGACUCUCGGAAUUUCAUAUUCACCUGUAUCUUCAGAUGACAGCAGAUUGAGUAUGGACAGCCAAGCCACAACCAGAGACCUAGAUGUAACAGCUCUGUCAAACACUCCUGCCUUCUCUGAGGACCCAGGACUUAAUGGAUCCGUUUCUACCCUGGAUCAUUUCUUAGAGAAUCCCACAUCUGCCCCAGCUUUACAGUAUGUCACCACUAGCUCCAUGACCACUGCUACUAGAGGCCAGGAGCUGGUAGUAUUCUUCAGCUUGCGUGUGGCUAACAUGCCCUUCUCCAAUGACCUGUUCAACAAGAGCUCACUGGAGUACCAAACUCUGGAGCAACGAUUCACACAGCUGCUGGUACCCUAUCUCCAGGCAAAUCUUACAGGAUUUAAGCAACUCGAAAUACUUAACUUCAGAAAUGGGAGUGUGAUUGUGAACAGCAGAAUGAGGUUUGCCAAGUCAGUGCCGUACAACCUCACCAAGGCAGUGCACAGAAUCCUGGAGGACUUCCGCUCCACAGCCGCCCAACAACUUGACCUGGAGAUAGAUGACUACUCCCUCAAUGUCGAGCCAGCUGAUCAAGCAGAUCCCUGCAAAUUCCUGGCCUGUGGUGAAUUUGCUCAGUGUGUAAAGAAUGAGUGGACCGACGAGGUGGAAUGUCACUGUAAACCAGGGCACCCAAGUCAGGGCGAUGUGGCUCGCAGCAACUCAGGCCUCUGUGCCCCCGGAGGGGAAUGUGACGUCGUCCAGGGCAAAGGAGUGCCAUGCAGAUUGCCAGAUCGCUCUAAAAAUGAGGAAGAUAACAGUGCUAAAAACUUCCAACAUCAGCUGAAUAACAAGGUAACCAGGAAAAGAAAGUCUGAAUCUCCUACUGUGGGAAAUGAAGAAUUUAACCAUCCAGAUUGGCAAAGAAAUUAAAAACAGAAAACAUGAAUGUUAUCAUGUAGGCUAUCUCGAGAGGUGAUUUGCAUAACCUGUGACCUCUCCAUCAAUACUCUGAAACCAGAGGCAGACAUAUCCUUUAAUCAUCAGAACUGACGCCUACAGUCAACAUUAAAGGCCAGCACAUACUGCAUUUCAAGUGCAGAAGAGUCAUGUACUUACUAAGUUCUGAAGAAAAGCUAUUAAAAUUCAAAAUGUAAUCGCUGACAUAUUUUGACUAUCCUUGGGUAACAGUUGAGGGAAUAGCAAAUAGGUUUGCUUAAGGUAUUCUUAAAAUAGUACACAUAGAUUGUUUGCAGCAAGCCCAAUUUAUAUCUUAGAGACUGAACAGUGUAUCAGGAAGCAAACUAUUAUGUUAGAAGGUGUUCUAAAGAUAAUUAUUCACACAAGGAGAUAAAAGUCUCAGGAAAUAAAUGAAUAUAUAAUAUGUAAGCACUGUGGUGAAUGACUGC
Messenger RNA from Ochotona princeps (American pika), 2744 nucleotides. It is a transcript of the gene IMPG1, whose product is annotated as interphotoreceptor matrix proteoglycan 1. The record is from RefSeq and is a predicted model, not a curated record. The transcript is spliced from 16 exons. Gene Ontology annotation, biological process: visual perception. Bases 1 to 2268 code for a protein of 755 amino acids. NCBI's taxonomy places the organism in Eukaryota, Metazoa, Chordata, Mammalia, Lagomorpha, Ochotonidae.